AGCGCUUUCCUAGCAGUUUGUUGGCCGUAGCUGAUUUCCUUUCCACCUUGAUCGAAACAAAACCGAAGCACCCGGAUAAAACUCGUUGGAGUUCGUCGAACGCAGAGUUUUUAUGCCUAACCUUUUUGCUCCCCAUAAAACUUUUUUAUUCUUUCAAAAAAACAAAGACCGUAAAAAGCUGUCGUCGAGGCUGUCAUGUUGAACGCAGACGAAAGUUCGUGGUUAUUGGGCUUGCGGCUUCCAGGCUCCGUUCCUCCUCCCCCAGGGCCUCAGUGGUGCUCCGAUGCCCCUCACCCACAGCUGAAGAUCCCGGGUGGGCGAGGGACUUUCAGGGAUCACGCUCUUGACGACGUGCUUCUACAUAAGGAUGACAAGUUGACGGUGACUCAGGCAGCGAAGGUGAACGGGAACCCCUCGCCGCUGCGCUUCCGCUACCAGCUGAGCGAGCGCCGCUCGGCCUCUUGGGAUACGGUGCUGUCAGAAGGUAGCCUCUUCCUGGAGAUUCCUGCCGGGCCGCUGGCCGAGGGGAGCAAAGAAGGGCUCACCGCUUUGCUGGAGUUUGCAGAGGAGAAGCUGAAGGUGAACUCUGUCUUCCUGUGGUUCUGCAAAGGGCGAGAGGAUCGACUGUCCAUUGUCAAGACGUUCCACUACAUGGGCUUCGAGAUGGUGAAGCCGGGGAACCCCUCGGUUCCGGCCCGCCCCGACUUGGCCUUCAUGCUUUACUCUCUGGACGUCGCUAGCAGCUCGGACGAGGAGUGAGCCCACCUUGACAGCCCCUCCCCACCUGCCAUUUCCUAAUACCUUAAGGAUCAAGGCUCUUUUUUUUUUCCCCCUGUAAGACUGCGAAUCAAUUCGCUUGAAAGCAAGUUGUCACAUGCCAGCUUUUACCUGACCCCCCCCUUCCUGCUUCCUUUUUCUUGACACCAUCAAUGACAGAGCGUUGAGUAAGAAACAACUUUUUGAAGAUUUGUUAACACCCCCCCCAUCGCAUCGCGUUGUUUUCAAAGUAACUUUGGGACAACUUUGUGACGGCCACGUUGGGACAAAACAUCAUGUCGCCCUCCGCUUCAUCGACAGGGAUGUGAGUUUCAACCAACCUUUUAUUUAUUUUUUUCUUUACAAGUACUUAAAAGAAUUCCGUAAGGCGUCAGUCAUUCUGGUUCAUUUGAAUUUGUUGGCCAGUUCGAUUUAUCAACGUCAAGGGUCAGGGGUCAAUAUCCGAGAAGUCAUCAGAUGGUCGACAUCAAUAAAGGAUCGUGUGAGCCAAUGAAACUGUUACAAUGUCGGGUUUGGCUAUUGUCACGCCACUUUUUUGACUCCACUAAGUCAUUGGCCAGUCUUAAUUUAUCCACAUUUAAAAUUUCUAUAUAUUUUUUGUUGACAUCGGCGAGGCGCUCGCAGAAAACAUUUGUCGGUCUACUUGCAAGUAAGACCUGGUUACAUCUUUGUGGCCCCAUCUGUCUUCCCGACCCGUUUGUGCC
Molecule: messenger RNA, 1481 nt
Organism: Syngnathus acus (greater pipefish)
Lineage: Eukaryota; Metazoa; Chordata; Actinopteri; Syngnathiformes; Syngnathidae
Product: ornithine decarboxylase antizyme 2-like
Biological process (GO): positive regulation of protein catabolic process
Cellular component (GO): cytoplasm; nucleus
Molecular function (GO): ornithine decarboxylase inhibitor activity
Source: RefSeq, a predicted model, not a curated record